This is a messenger RNA of Linum trigynum, 2415 nucleotides long. Lineage: Eukaryota; Viridiplantae; Streptophyta; Magnoliopsida; Malpighiales; Linaceae. The record is from the annotation of a GenBank genome assembly.
UUUCUUAAAACAAUAGUGACUAUACUGAACAUUUACCAACCGACAGGUGACAAUCAACUUUCAUUAAACAGCGUCGUUAUUGCAGCGGAACUGUUCCGUUUAUUUGUCCUUCCUCUUCUUCUCCGCUGCUACUUCCCCAAAAUUUCCCCAAAUUCUUCGCCGGGAAAACCAGAGCUAAUCAGAAACACACACGCAGAGAAGCAAUGGAUCAAUUCGGUGGAGGAAUGGGAGGAGGUGGAGGGUGGACAAUGAUCCCAAAUAUGACUGCCCACCCAAACUCCCCCGCGCAUUCGAAUCAAGACCAGUACUUCCUCCAUCAGCAACCUACGCCGCCGCCGCCGCAGCAGCAGCAAUUCAAUCAGUUUCAGCAGCAAUCACCGCAGCAGUUAGUCCAGCAACAAUUCAAUCAACAACAAUUUCAACAGCAGCAGCCACCGCCACCACCACAACAACAACAGCAGUUUCAGCCGAUGCAGUCGCCGCCACAGCGUUUGAUUCAACAGCAGACCCCGCCUCAGCCUCCGCCGCAGCAAUCGCUGGCAUCCCAUUUCCGCCUUUCCCCUCUGGUGGAGAAAUUGGCUGAUGCUGUUGAGAAUGGGACUCGAGAUCCGCAGUCUGAUGCUUUGGUUAAUGAGUUGAACAUUCACUUUGAGAAGUGCCAGCAGCUGUUGAACUCCAUCUCCAGCUCAAUCAGCUCCAAGUCUAUGACUGUUGAAGGACAGGAGAAAAAGUUGGAAGAAACUGAACAGUUGCUUAAUCAACGAAGGGACUUGAUUGGCAACUACAAAAACUCUGUCGAAGACCUUAUCAAUUCCGAUCCAUGACUACUUAGUACUUGCUGAGACCUAACAAACAAGGUAUGAGAUGGAAAAUUUUGUUCGUUUUUUGGAAAUGAGAUGAUUUAGGAUGAUGUAUUGAAGAAUGAAUGAAUGACUUUGUGUCCGGUUUCGAACAAAAAGCUAACUGCAAAGGUGGUGAACGAUAUAGAAUCUAUGCCUUUUUGUCAUUUACUCUUCCAUUUCCUCGCUCUUUGGGUUUGAUUUGCAGGUGAGGUCAUAAGAUGAGCAAUUUCAAAUGAACAAACCAAGUCUCGGAAGGAGAGGACCAGUUGUCUUUCCUGUUGUUCGCUAACAACGGUUAAAGAGUCACCAACGUUCAUUUUGUUUUGUGUAGCAGUAAACAGGAGGUCUGAGUAAAUGGAAAUGUAGAACGAAGAUCGAAUGCUGUAGAAAUUUUAUUUACAUGUGUGUAGUAAUGAUAGCUUGGAGUUGUACUCAAGAAGUAGAUGGUAUUCUACUAUUCUGCAUUAUUAUGUUCUGGUAGUCACUGAUGGAUACUCUUCCGGCAAGGAUUGUUAAUUUGUUAUCAAACUCACUUAGGGAUGUCAAUUUUGACCUGAUCCGUUUUACCCGAUCUAUCUGACCUGUUUUGGGCGGGGCGGGCAUGGGUAAUCAUCUCGACUUGACCCGCUCUGACUCGUUAUAUUAUCGGCUCGUUUUUGCCUGAGUUACAUGUAAUUUUAAGUAAAUUUCUUAGAACUUAUUUUUAUUACCUCAUAAUAAAGUCGAAAAUAUGUGAAAAUAUCAAUUUCUUGAAUAAUUUCACUACACUUAUCAUAUAAUAGCUCGUUUCUUCAUUUAUUAAGUGGAAAAAAAUCAACAUUUCUAGAACUCUCUCUUUAAAUAACAUAUCCAUAUGUAUCGAUCAACAACAACCUGCGUUCCAUAAUAAAUUACUCGACCUGUAUCUGACCUUCCACGAGACAAAUCGAGAUACCCUUAUUUUAGUGUUGGCAAAAUUAAUUGAUAUAUAAACCCGGGUGUAUGAUGAAUGUACUCCAAACAUUGGUUUGAUCUUGUGUUUUAGCAGUUAGUUCUAUGUCUAUAAACCACACUGGUGUCAAUCAUAGAGAAAAAUCAUUACAAUCUCAAGUAAUCCUUAUUUCUGUUCAUAGGCAUAUCUUAAAUUGGGUUUAGUGCCUUUGCAUGUCACUUACUCAGUCCACCAUGAUGAUUGGUUACUUGACAAGCAAGCAACAUGUAGUCUUAAUGUCCUUGAAUGAGACCAUUUAACUUGGAACCAUGAACCAUCUCCAACAACAUUAUCUUCUACCAUGGAUCAGUGGAAAAUAAUAACAUGCUAAUAUAAUCAACACGUGCUAAAAUAGUUUUCAAUAUUAUGCAAGAAGAUAUUUGUUUUUAAUUCAUCGAAAAGUAUCCGAUUUAGUUAUAUUGACUGGAAUAGUAACUAAUUAUAGCGAAACCUCAAACACCCUAAAAACAACAUUACUCCAAUCUCUUGCUUAAUUCUACACAUAAUAACCAAAUGAAUUAUGCUAACCAUGCAUUAGCUAUUAUUCUACUCAAUAAUUCAUAAUCCAAAACCAAUCCCAACUACUAAAUAUUUUAUUUUAUU